AUGGUUUUUCUGGAGAUAUGUUCGAGCCGGGCAGGGGCCUUCGCCGGUCGCCCCUUUUUUUUCCUUUUUCGUGCAGAAGCUCUUUUUGGACUACUACGCCAAGCUGAGACACAACACUUGAUCCAUAGAGCUCGGCUUUGUCGAACUGCACCUAGGAUUAGCCACUUACUUUUUGCGGAUGCUUGCAUUAUUUUUGGGAGAGCAAAUGCGAAUGAAGUUGGGGUGAUUCGAAAUAUUCUGGAAAAGUAUGAGGGAGUUUCUGGACAGAAGGUGAAUUUAGAUAAGUCUUCGAUAUCUUUUAGUGGAGGCAUUGUGGAUGAGGUGAAGAAUGAGCUAGCUGGUAUGCUUGGAUUCUCCGUUGGUAGAUCGAAAACGGAGAUGUUUCGGAUGCUUGUUGAUCGCACUAGGAAAAAAUCUAAAUAUUGGAAGAUGCGCUUUUUAUCUGGAACAAGGAUAAUUAUCCUUAUCAAGGCUGUGCUCCAGUCGAUUCCUUCCUAUCUAAUGAGUUGCUUUGUUAUUCCUACGCAGAUUUGCCAGCGUUUGAAUAGUGUUGCGGCUAGAUUCUUUUGGGGCAAAAAACAGGAGGAACGGAGGAUCCACUGGAGGAGCUGGAAGAAACUUUGCACUUCUAAAUUUGAGGGUGGUCUUGGUUUUCAGGAUUUAUGUCGUUUCAAUUAA
Messenger RNA from Salvia miltiorrhiza (redroot sage), 678 nucleotides. RefSeq lists its product as uncharacterized. The transcript has a single exon. NCBI's taxonomy places the organism in Eukaryota, Viridiplantae, Streptophyta, Magnoliopsida, Lamiales, Lamiaceae. The record is from RefSeq and is a predicted model, not a curated record. Bases 1 to 678 code for a protein of 225 amino acids.